AUGUCUGAUCUUAUCCACAUUGACCCUUUUGCUACUGAUAUUGAUGAGCUACCCUCUACUGGCAUUCCUGAUACUUCUGUUGGCCCUUCUACUAUAUACUUUGCCCAAUCAUCUCCUAAGACUACGGAUACUACCGAACCUCACUAUCCUGUACGAAAUUGUAAAUGUGCUAUUAGUUCUCGUUGGGUUUAUAAGAUUAAAACUAACUCUGAUAGGUCUAUUGAAAGAUAUAAAGCUCGUUUAGUGGCUAAGGGUUAUUCUCAAGAAUAUGAUGAUGAUGUUGUUGGGAUUAGUAUGUUGAAGUCUGAACUGACUUGUUGUUUUGCUAUGAAGGACUUGGGUCCCUUUCGUUACUUCUUGGGUAUUGAAGUUGGUUCCUCUCCAAAAGGGUAUCUUCUUUCUCAAUCUAAAUAUGUCUCUGAUAUUUUUGAACGUGCUUGCCUUUUUGAUAAUAAGACUGUUGAUACUCCGAUUGAGCUCAACGCUCGUUAUUCUAUUUCUGAUGGUUCUCUACUGUCAGAUUCGAGUCUAUAUCGGACUGUUGUUAGAAGUCUGGUUUAUCUUACUAUCACUCUUUCUGAUAUCACAUAUGUUAUUCAUAUAGUCAGUCAAUUUGUUACUUCUCCUACUACAGUUCAUCGGGCUGCUGUUCUUUGUAUUUUAAAAUACCUCCGCGGCAUUGAGUUUCAGGCUCUCUUACUUUUAUCUACUUCAUCUUUAGAGUUAUGUGCUUACUCUGAUGUUGAUUGGGCCAGUGAUCCCACUGACUGCAAAUCAACUACUGGAUUUUGUAUCUCUCUAGUUUGGUUGCGAUGGUUGCUUGCUGAUAUGGGUGUUUUUCUGCGGCAACCGACUCCUUUACAUUGUGAUAAUAAGAGUGCUAUUCAGAUUGCUCAUAACUCGGUGUUUCACGAAUGA
This is a messenger RNA of Ricinus communis (castor bean), 918 nucleotides long. RefSeq lists its product as uncharacterized. NCBI's taxonomy places the organism in Eukaryota, Viridiplantae, Streptophyta, Magnoliopsida, Malpighiales, Euphorbiaceae. The transcript is spliced from 4 exons. Bases 1 to 918 code for a protein of 305 amino acids. The record is from RefSeq and is a predicted model, not a curated record.